AUGAGCAACACAAUUGGACCGUAUAGCAUUGCGCUAGUCUCCGAUUUCUUCUGUCCAAAUGCGGGUGGUGUUGAGACACAUAUCUACUUCUUAGCACAAUGUCUAAUCGAGUUGGGACAUCGAGUUGUAGUGAUAACACACAGUUAUGGAGACAGAAAAGGUGUUCGAUACCUUUCGAAUGGUCUGAAAGUCUACUAUCUUCCGUUUAUUGUUGCUUAUAAUGGAGCCACGUUAUCAUCAAUUAUUGGAAGUAUGCCGUGGCUUCGAAAGGUGUUUUUGAGGGAGAAUGUGCAGAUUAUUCAUGGUCAUUCGACGUUCUCCGCUCUCGCCCACGAAUCUCUUAUGAUCGGCGGUCUCAUGGGUCUCCGAACCGUGUUCACUGAUCACUCUCUCUUCGGAUUCGCUGAUGCAUCCGCCAUUCUCACCAACACUUUAGUUCUACAGUACUCCCUGAUCAACGUGGAUCAAAUUAUUUGUGUUUCUUACACGAGUAAAGAGAAUACAGUAUUACGGGGGAAAUUGGAUCCAAACAAAGUUUCGACGAUUCCAAAUGCAAUCGAGACUUGCUUAUUCACUCCGGACUGCAAUCAAUUCUUUAAUAACCCAACGACAAUAAUUUUUCUCGGGAGAUUAGUUUAUAGGAAAGGAGCCGAUUUGUUGUGUGAUAUUAUUCCGAAAGUGUGCUCCCGUCACCCCACAGUUCGUUUCAUUGUCGGCGGAGACGGUCCAAAACGGAUAGAACUUGAAGAAAUGUUAGAGAAAUACAAUCUCCACGAGAGAGUUGUAAUUCUGGGAAUGCUGCCACACAAUCAAGUGAAACGAGUGUUAAAUCAAGGCCAAGUCUUCAUAAAUACCUCCCUAACCGAGGCGUUUUGUAUGAGUAUUGUCGAAGCGGCGAGUUGUGGAUUGCAUGUUGUAUCGACGAGAGUCGGAGGAGUGCCAGAAGUUCUUCCUGUCGAUGAAUUCAUUUCUUUAGAAGAACCAGUCCCAGAUGAUCUUGUAGAAGCACUUCUGAAAUCAGUGGAGAGACGAGAGAAGGGGCUUCUGAUGGAUCCUAAUAUAAAGCAUGAAGCUGUUUCGAAAAUGUAUAAUUGGCCGGAUGUUGCGGAGAGAACUCAAGUUAUUUAUAAGAAAGCGAUAGAAUCAGAGUCUCCUGGGAGGUUGGAUAGGCUGAAAGGUUACUACGACCAAGGAAUCGGAUUCGGAAUCCUCUACAUCAUCGUCGCCAUUAUCAUCAUCUUCUGGCUGACAAUCCUCGACAUGUUCGAUUCUCCCGCCAAAAAUCGAGCCAAACAGAGUGAUAAAAACCAGUGA
Molecule: messenger RNA, 1314 nt
Organism: Caenorhabditis remanei
Lineage: Eukaryota; Metazoa; Nematoda; Chromadorea; Rhabditida; Rhabditidae
Exons: 4
Coding region: 1-1314 (437 amino acids)
Biological process (GO): GPI anchor biosynthetic process
Cellular component (GO): glycosylphosphatidylinositol-N-acetylglucosaminyltransferase (GPI-GnT) complex
Molecular function (GO): phosphatidylinositol N-acetylglucosaminyltransferase activity
Source: RefSeq, a predicted model, not a curated record